Diutina rugosa is the source of this 1398-nucleotide messenger RNA. RefSeq lists its product as uncharacterized. Gene Ontology annotation, biological process: nuclear-transcribed mRNA catabolic process; NAD-cap decapping. Gene Ontology annotation, molecular function: mRNA 5'-diphosphatase activity. The coding region runs from base 1 to 1398 and encodes 465 amino acids. The record is from RefSeq and is a predicted model, not a curated record. NCBI's taxonomy places the organism in Eukaryota, Fungi, Ascomycota, Pichiomycetes, Serinales, Debaryomycetaceae. Gene Ontology annotation, cellular component: cytosol; nucleus. The transcript has a single exon.
AUGACAACGUUCCCAGUUGAAGAUGCUCUCGAAAAGCUUCUGCUUGAACCCGAUGCUCCCUCGGUUGAUGAAGUUCAAGUGCCUCCACCACAGCCAACACCUCCUCAGAUUUCGAUUCAGGACCGUCUAGAGAGAGCAAGUAAGGCUGCUGCUUUGAAUUUGAGCGAGCUUCGCUCCCCUGAAUGGGUAUCGGCUUUGGACAACUGGCGUAACCUCCAGAGAACGCCGCCAUGGGAACAUUUACAUUACUCGGUUAAUGUUGGUGACCACGUUGCCCUUGAUCGAAGCGAAGCCAAAGUAUUUUUGAAUCGGCCAGUCAAUUACUUGAAAAAGUUUGAUUUGAGUCGAGGGUGGCGAAGGUACGAGUUUGUUCCUAAAACGGCCCGACCUCCGGGAGGAUCAAAACUCGAAGCUAUACGGUUAUGGGAAGUGGAGAACAACCGCAAACUUGAUGCUGACGUUAUCUUUUCCCGCCAUACCAUGGUUCAGCUCAUGUGCCAUGGUUUUGGUCUUCAAGGGAUCGAUAGUGGCUCAAAAGUAAUCUUGACGAGAUUCAAAGGUCGAUUACACGUUGAGUUAUACAAGAAGACAUGCAUAAGUCGGUCUCCAGGGACUAUGGCAGGGUACAACUUCGAACAGAUAAUGACAGAGCGGCAAUUUGUGCCGCCAACCACCAAUGCCACAAAGUACAACUCAAUGGUGAUGCACCAGAUAACGAUUGAUGGUAAAACAGUCAGAGUUCUCAGCAGUUCCGAGGCUGACGCGUGCAAGCUGUUAGAGUUCAAUAAGUUUGAUGCCUAUUCGGUGCUCAACAACUAUCUCGAAUUGAAGCUGUGGGUAUCAUUGGAUCGCAAACGAAUCACCAAAGCGAGAAUUCAGUGCUAUCUUGGUGGUGUGAGUACAUUAGUGGUGGGCCAUCGUGACCCACAGUCUCAUCAUUUGCUAGAUGUGGUGACGGUUGAUGCCCUCGAAAAGGCCCCUCAACGACGAGGUAAGUUAACCCGGGCAUGCCUGCGGAAGUACAUGAACCGUCUCCUAGCAUAUUUGAUUCAGUGGCUUCGCUUACUGACAGAAAUUCUUGCCUGUGGUAAUGACGAUGUCCCCGAACACUUUGUCCUAGUGAAAGACGGAGAGAAUCUCACGAUCAAACCCACCACUGUCGAAGAGCAUCCGGAGGUGGCAUUGAUGUUAUCUCAAGAGUACGUGCAAUGGGCCAAUACUCUUGAGGAGGGGUCAGAGUCUUCAGUCAACAACACAAACAAUGGUUCCGAAAGCUCCAUUCCUGAUCGUAAUGCCCCUCCCGCUCGUCACAAAAAGUCUGGUUCCCGUAGAAAGCAUUCCCAUCGACCUAGACAACCACGUGAAGAAUCGCAAGCUGGUAGUGACCUUUCCAAGUAG